CCUCAGCUAUUAUAAAAUAAUGUGCGUUGAGCUGUGUACAUUUACACUGAGUUGCAAGAUCUUGUUGAUAAUGUUGACAGUCGCGUAACCAAAAGCCUCUCACACAUCGGCAAGGUACUCGGGUCAGAUUUUGAUAUGCUUUGAUUAGCUGUUGAAUACUAGGAGUGCAAAAUGACUACCAGGCUGCUGAGCAGAUGGGCACGACUGUUUCCUCGCUGCCCUCAGGCUGCUGUGGCCCAGGCCCGCAUGCAAGCCCCCACAAUCCACCCCACAGACCCAGUGGCCCCGAUGUCCCUGUCUUGGCAUCAGCUUGCUGCCAGGAAUCUCUGUCAGGGCAAUGAACUGGCCAAGAUGGAGGAGUCACCAGUUCCAUAUGAACGCACAGAACUAGUUGGGCUCGUUGAGAAGGCAGCAACUCCACAGGAAGUGCUUCAGUUGUGGGCGGAGCAGGGUGGCUCUGCCAGUGAUGCAGCCAGAUGUUUGGUGCAACUGAGUCUGCGGGUCACAGAGAAGGGCGGGGAAGGAAUUCUGCGGGAUCCACGCUUUGAAAACAUGCUGGAGACAGUAAACUCUCAGGUGUCUUCGGUAUGGAACGGAUCUCUGGUAGCUCUUCUGCGUGCUCUCACUAUGUUGGGUCUCCCCUCUGAUGCUCCGCUACUCCGCUCUCUCCAGAACGAAGUGCUUUGGAGAAUCAGACGCCUCACUUACCGUCACCUGACCUACCUGGUGGACUGGGUGGCAUUUCAGCGCAGCAGAGGGCAGGAAAAUGAAGCUCUCACCACAACCCUGCUGAAACAACUAGAGCUGCGCUGGACAGAGCUGUGUGAGCCUCGUACCAUCAGUAUCCUCAUGAGCCGUGCUUCACUUCUGUCCCCCACUCUCAUGGACAAACUAGAGGAUAAGGCCCUGGAAUUGGCUGAGAACUUCAGUGCAGAGGACAUUCGCAGGGUAACAUUUGCACUGGCCUCCCAGAACAGGAGGGCCGUUCCCCUAUUACGUGCUCUCUCAUAUCACCUUAACCAGAAACCCUCCUCGGAACUGAAAACACCACUGCUGCUUGACAUCGCAUACGCUUAUGGUAAGCUGAAUUUUCACCAGACCCAGGUGCUCCAGAGAAUAGCUGCAGAGCUGUUGCCUUGGUUAUCAGAAAUGAGCUCUUUUGAUUUCACGCGAUGUGCCAAGUCUCUUGCCUUUCUCAAAUGGCUCCACCUGCCUCUCUUUGAAGGAUUUGCACAGCACUAUGAGAGCAAUAGUGUUAAGUACAGCACUCUGCAGGUCUGUAACCUCCUCAUGUCUUUCGCCAAACUCAACUUUCAGCCCAGCAAAGGGGAGGAGUUUUACCCAAAGGUACACAAAGCUUUGGAAGGUUCAUUUCAGACUUUGGAGCCUUUUCUGAAAACGGAUGUGGUUUGGUCACUCUGUGUGCUGAACCAAGCCAUACCUGAUCACAUAACCUCUGUUACAAAGCCUGCCUUUCAGAAGAAACUUUCAGGUGGCAGUGUGGGUCGGAUAGAAAACUAUCGUCUGAAAUUGCUUCAUAUCUCAGCCUAUGGUCAGCUGGAGCCUCUAGGAGUUGCCGCUGUCCCCACCUCUGUUUUGCUGCCAGCACCUCAGCGCAAAGCGGAUUCUAUCACCCCUCUGCAAAGUGGUAUUCACACAGCUCUCCAGAGUCUGACCAACAGCAGGACGCAGGCUCUCCGCACUUCUGUCAAUACAGUGUACGGCUGGAAUAUAGAUGGAGAGCUUGUGGUAGAUUCAGAAAAUAAGCCGAUUGACCUGGAGAACCUGAAAGCCCCUCAUUUACCUGGAGGUGGUGGUCCUGAUGCAUUACCUACAGGUGCAUGCCGGAUAGCAUUCGUGGCUUGGGAGUUUCCAAACUUUUGUCUCAGGAGUAAGGAUCUUUUGGGACGCUUUGCCAUGCAGAAACGCCAACUACAGCUGGCUGGUUUUAUAGUAGUGGAGGUGCCGUACUUCGAAUGGCUGGAGCUGAAAUCUGAUUGGCAGAAAGUGGCGUACCUGAAGGACAAGUUAGGGAAAGCAGUGGCUGAGGACAUGGCUAAGUGAACCAAAGGACCAACUUUUGAUCAAACCAUCAUUACUUUUUAAGGCUUUUACGCAAACGGCACAGGCUGCUGAAAUCAUCAGACCCGGGCAAAUAAACAUGACUUGCAGAUGAGGGAAAGACAUUGAGUACUAUAUAUAUGUAUGCACGCAUGCAUAACAGAGCAACCACUACAGCACCAUGCUCCAAACAUCAUGGUGGAAUAUAAGAAUCAAAGUGCCUGGGAGCUGUGAUGGAUGUCUGUAUGAAAAGAGAACUGAACCUCCAGAUGUGCUCCUCAGAUGCUUUGAGGCAACAUGAAGUUGUGCAUCCACUGCCUUCCCGUAUUGGAAAUGAAGUGACGGUGUGACUGAUAUGACAUGAUGUUUACCACAGGGGAGAUCAUAUUUUUUAUUUAUUUGUCUUCAGGAACAACUUAAUAAGUUCACUGUUUGCAGUAAAUAAUAAUUGCAGGCACCUUCUGUUUUUUGAUGCGUUGCCUAGACGACACUUAGGGCUUUCCUUGUUUCCAAGGAGACAGUUGUUAAGGUUGAAAAUAUUUAUGGAGAAGGGAUUGAGAGUUUAGUACUUAAAAUAUACUUUCAUUACAGCAGAAAGUACCACUCUGCAGUUACUGUAUAUUAGUAAAGCUUAACAUUAAAAACUGGUAUAUGACACCAACUCUACCUGCCUCACCUGAUGUUUGUUAAAUAGUGAAUGUGUUGUGAUUUCAUUAAAAAUUUAACAUGUAAACAUUUUUACCAGAAAAAAAUUACUUGAGAAAAACAAAAGACAUGCUAAGAAAUAAUAAAAUGUUUAUUCUGGAUAUUCUAGCGCUGCAGUCAGUAUCGGUUACUUGCUGUCAAGCAAAGUUGGGGUUCUUUGCAUGUAGUAAGUCAUUAGUGGAAAAUGAAUUCAAAGAAUUGAAGGUUAUAUCAUAUACCAAAUUUUUUCAAUUUAUACAUUUACCUCAAGCACCUAAGUGUGCGCUUGAUGUAUACUAUUCAUCAUAGAUCACACAGUGACUCAUUGCUGUAUUUUGGUGAAAGUUGUUUUCUCAUAGUGGCUGUUUGUCAGCAGACUUUACAGAAAGAUGAAACUGAUCUUUAUUUUUAUAAUGAUUUAAGACUUCAUGAACAGAUGCUGAAAUCUUUUGAUUUGCUGUGGUGCUGAGCUGAUGUAGAUCAAUCUAAUGAACACAUUUUUAAAUAAGCGCUUGUUUUAUCAAUUAAUAAAUAAAACAAUAAAUACAGAAGUUUCUGUGAUGUGAGCUUAAAUAUACAGUGCCAUUUACUUGCUCGCUAACAUAAUACACCGGGUUCUGUGGUAAUUUCGUACUCUUUGGAGGACAGUGGUUCGUAAUAAUGGUAAUCAUUCAGUAUAGUAUUCCCACCUUAUACCAAUUAUAUUGUACCAUGGUAAUGCCACAGUAUAUUAUGUAAGGGUUUUCUAUACAACAGCUUGUAUGCUAAGCAUAAAGUGACACCAGUGCAAAAGCAAGCAGACUGGCUGAGUGUUCUGUUUUGGUGCUUUGCCAUUCGGCCUCUCUAACCUGAAGGACUGGUUGACCCCUGCUUGGGUAAACUCAGUCAGAUUCUAUUAUGCAGGGACCAUUCUGAAGAGCCUUUGAGAAUGAAUGAGAGCUGACCUCUCUUCAGGCUCAUCUUACCGCUAAUAGAGUACAUGGGGAGGU
Messenger RNA from Triplophysa rosa, 3734 nucleotides. RefSeq names its product transforming growth factor beta regulator 4 (gene fastkd4). Gene Ontology annotation, cellular component: ribonucleoprotein granule; mitochondrial matrix. Lineage: Eukaryota; Metazoa; Chordata; Actinopteri; Cypriniformes; Nemacheilidae. Gene Ontology annotation, molecular function: RNA binding. The transcript is spliced from 12 exons. The coding region runs from base 172 to 2064 and encodes 630 amino acids. Gene Ontology annotation, biological process: mitochondrial RNA processing; regulation of mitochondrial mRNA stability. The record is from RefSeq and is a predicted model, not a curated record.